AUGGCGGGGUUCGAAAUGGAGUCCGAAGCAGUCGACGUUACGACCAAUUCCAACUGUGACAGUGAAGAACUUGCCGAGCGUGUCCCGAGCGUGAAUGAGAAGAAGUUGAAGCUCAAGAUAGAUGCACAUGUCUUGCCGAUUCUAUGCGUUCUGUACUUUUUAGCAUUCUUGGAUCGGAUCAACAUAGGCCAUGCAGUCGUCUUUGGACUUGAGGAAGACUUAGGAAUGGAUCCCAAAUCGAACCAGUUCAACACGGCCUUGACAAUAUUUUUCGUACCCUACGUACUGUUGGAGAUCCCAUCGAACAUGGUUCUGAAGAAAUUGCGGCCGCACAUUUGGUUGGCAGGAUGCAUGUUUUGCUUUGGUAUCUUGACUAUCGCUCAAGGCUUCGUGAAAAAUUACAGCGGCCUUCUUGCGACACGGUUCUUGAUCGGUGUGUCCGAAUCCGGGAUGUUCCCUGGAUGCUACUACCUCAUUGGAAUGUGGUACAGGCGGCCCGAUGCCCUACGCCGAUACACUUACUUCUUCAACUCGACGACUCUUGCGGGAGCCUUCGGAGGGCUGAUCGCAUACGGCUGUGGUAAGAUGCAGGGCAUGAGAGGAUACGGGGCCUGGCGCUGGCUUUUCAUUAUCGAGGGUGCCGUAACGUGCUUCGUUGCGGUUCUGGCCUGGUUCCUCAUCUCCGACUUUCCAGAGCAGGCGAGCUGGCUCAACGAGAGCGAGCGGCGAUGGAUGAAGAGGGAACUCAGAGAAGACCACGGGGAUGUGACUAUUGACAAGCCCAUCCGCUUGGGUGAUAUAAUUGAGGUACUGAAAGAUUACAAAAUCUUCUUGGGCGCCUUGAUUUAUUUCUCUUUCUUGGUGCCUUCCUACAGCUAUGCAUACUUUUCACCGACCAUCAUCCAGUCCUACGGUUACAGCAGUCUCCAGACGCAAUUGCACUCCGUCCCACCAUUAGCGAUGGCCUUCUUCGUCUCUCUUGGGAUAGCAUUUGCCUCAGAUCGACUACGCCACCGCUACCUCUUUAUCGUCUUUAACCUGCUGGUCGCCAUCGCCGGCGUUGCAAUCCUGCUAACAGUCCAUGACAAGCCUCGUGUGCAGUACGCUGCGUUGUUCCUCGUUGUCUUCGGUCCGUACUGCGGAAUGCCCGUCGCGUUAUGCUGGUUCACCAUGAACUUGGGUGGCCACCGGCGACGCGCAGUCGGUACCGCUCUGCAGCUCGGUUUUGGUGAGAUCGCGGGUAUCGUUUCCACCUUCCUGUUCUUGUCUAAGGAUGCACCAUACUAUCAUACUGGCUACAGCGUAGCAAUCUCCUUCUUCACCCUCGCCGUUUUCUGGUGCUCUUGCUACUUCCUGGUGUGCUGGUCGCAGAAUCGCAGUCGUGAUCGGCUGAUGGCGGAGGGAUGUUCCACAGAAAACACAAAGCCUGGGGAGGGCGACCUGGAUGUAGCAUAUCGGUAUAUGCUGUAG
This is a messenger RNA of Aspergillus tanneri, 1470 nucleotides long. RefSeq lists its product as uncharacterized. Gene Ontology annotation, biological process: transmembrane transport. The record is from RefSeq and is a predicted model, not a curated record. The transcript has 7 exons. NCBI's taxonomy places the organism in Eukaryota, Fungi, Ascomycota, Eurotiomycetes, Eurotiales, Aspergillaceae. Gene Ontology annotation, molecular function: transmembrane transporter activity. Gene Ontology annotation, cellular component: plasma membrane. Bases 1 to 1470 code for a protein of 489 amino acids.